ACAUUAUGGUUUUCAUUACGAGUCAUUGUGGUGAGUGAAGCCAUGAUGCUUUGUAAUGUCUUUGCUGUUAUAUUUUGUGGUGUUAGUUACGAACCCUUGUGGCAUCGUUACGGAGGGGGUACCCAGUACAGUAUGGUAUUGUUUAGGAUUAUUUAUUGAAGUAGUGAGUCGCAAAACGGAUAGCCUUAACUCUCAAGUACUCAAGCUGAUACUCCUAUUGCAAUUCUACUGGAUUCGCAUAAUUGCCCUAAUGAGCACCAAUUAAACAUUAUUUGUACGCAGCCUCAUCAGACAUUCCAGUAUUCAACCUGAUUCCGUUCUUCUAUAUUUUAAAACUAAGACCAAUUUAUUUUGUUCUUCUGCUGUGUAAUCCGUGACGAAUGAUGGUUGGUAAGCACAUGCUAUCAUGUGCAGUCAUCUAUUCAAGCCAAACUUUGAUCAAAAACACUGUCAAACGUCGUUUUGAUUUUCUAGCUUUAUCAUGCAGUCUCGCCAAUCCAAUUAGAUAAGCGGUAGUAUUCAACCUUAUAUUUUUCACAAUGUACAUCAUUUUUAUCUACACAUGAAAGCUACAUCACUUCAAAUGGGCUUACUCAACAGAAAAUCAAAACAAAGGAAGAACGAAAGGGCUAUAGGAGUUAUAUAUCUGUCCAUCGAUGUCCAAUCUUGUUUUGUAUUUUGUGCAUGAAAAUCUUAUGUAUGUCUACGUCUAUAGCUUUUUGCCUGGUGUGCUUAUCAUGUUAUCGAUGGGGUUCAUGAAUAUAUUUUCCGUUCAUUUUUCCAUGUUAGCACUCAUGUUGCCCCCCUUUCCCCUCAAUCUGUCUGCUCACUGUCAAUGCAUGCAUGCUUUUAUGUUUGCUCGCAUGACUAUUGUGCAUUCACAUAAUUUGAUCAUCCUGCUCAUCUGAUGCAGAUUUUACUAUAUGAAUGUGCGUAUAAAUGUACAUACAUUCGCCUUUAUGGGGCAUAUAGGUGGAUGUCAAUGCAUUCAUCAUAUUCCUGGUGAAAUCUAUCUUAGGUUAAGAAUAUUAUCAAAGUGUCUAUUCUAGGCACCGGCCUAGCUAAUUAAAUGAUUAUCUAUGAAUCUCUAUGCAUUUAAAAACUGAGUUUUGUGCAACAAAAAAAAAUGUAGCCAAAAAAAAAAAAAAUGUAGCCCAAAAAAAAAAAAAAAAAAAAAACCUGGGUUUUGAUGCUACAGGAGUCCUCUGAAGUAGUUUAAACAACUGCAAGCAGAGAAAAAACAAUACUGAAUAAGAGUCACUCCCAGCUCCCAAGAAACCUGUCUUUUAAUAUUCCUACCCUUUAUAGCAUUUUGCAUAGAUUCAAAAUAUUCACCUCCUCAAAAACUGAAGAACCUCUUUUUAUAUUACUAGGCAGUACUAAUCCAUGUGGAUCAAGUGGUUUGUCCUGGAAAUAUCGACUACGAUGACCAGACACCAGCUGGGAGCUUUGUUUUUCUUCACAUGGGGCAUGGUUUCUGCACUUGCACAGAACUUGCUAAGCUGUGAUUCUAACUCUAAAUCUGCUGUGUCUGGCUACUUUUGCAAUGGAUUUCCCAGUAAGUGUGAUACGUUUGUUAUUCUUCGAACGAAUCCAUGCUACUGGUCUCUUUCCAAUCUGAGCUCGUACUUGGGGAUCAACCGGUUCGUGCUGGCUCAAGCCAAUGGCUUCUCAGCUGACACAGAGUUUCUUCCCCAACACUGGCCUUUAUUAAUCCCAAUUGAAUGUCAGUGCAACAGUGGUAACUUUGAAGCGGUGGUAACGAAAACUACCAUAAAAGGCGAGAGCUUUUAUGGGAUUACUGAGUCGCUGGAGGGAUUAACGACUUGCAAAUCCAUCCGAGAGAAAAACCCAAGUGUCUCACCUUGGAAUCUUAAAGACAAGAUUCAGUUGGUGAUUCCAUUGAGGUGCGCGUGCCCAAAUUCUUCUGAAUUCAAUUUGAACAUAAAGCUUCUGAUUUCUUAUCCGGUAAGUGGUGGUGACACCAUUUCCAACUUGGCCUUGAGGUUCAAUAUUACUCCAGAGAGCAUUAUCUUCGUGAAUAAAAAAUCGUUGGGGAGUUCCAAACCGGAAAAUCUAUUGCCGGUUUCUACUACCCUUCUGAUUCCGCUCAAAGAAAAGCCUGUUUUUGGACCUGAUUGGGGAUCUCGAAAUACUAGCAUUUCAGUAGCUAAGCCAAGGAAGAAAAGGUCAAGAAUGAUGAAGAUUUGGAUUUAUGUUGUUGUUAGCGCGGUUGUAUUAGGAAUUGUCAUGGCGAUUGCAGCAGCCCUUUUGGUUAUUCGAUCGAAGAAGAAGAACCAGAACAAGGAGAUUCCGAGCGACAUGGAAGAUUUGGAGCUACAAAAGCUUAGUCUAAGCAUCCGAACCACGAGCCAAAAAAAGGUCUCAUUUGGUCAAGUUUCCCAAGGUACUCUUGAUGGUCAGAUCAUCGAUAUCAUACCAAGUAAGAUUUCAGUGGUGGGAUAUACGAUCGAUGAGAUGAGAAAAGCAACCGAAGACUUCAAUUCAAGUAAUCAUAUAGACAAAUCCGUGUUCCAUGGUCGUCUCAACGGGGAAAACUUGGCAGUUAAGCGCGUAAAAGCUGAGACUCUAUCAAAGAUUGAUUUGGGGCUUUUCCACGCUGCGACUCACCAUCAUCCCAACAUAAUCAGGUUAAUGGGUACGUGUUCAACUGAUGGUGCCGAUUCGUAUUUGGUUUUUGAGUAUGCUAAGAAUGGGUCUUUGAAAGACUGGCUCCACGGCGGGUUGGCGAUGAAGAGCCAGUUCAUAGCCUCCUGCUAUUGUUUCUUGAACUGGAAACAACGGCUGAGGAUCUGUCUCGAUGUUGCCACAGCCUUACAGUAUAUGCACCAGAUAAUGAUCCCAAGUUACGUUCACAGCCAUAUAAAGAGCCAGAACAUCUUUUUGGAUGAAGAAUUCAACGCAAAAGUCGGAAAUUUCGGCAUCCCAAGAUGUAGUGAAGAUGAAAAAGAGGAACAACCAUUUUGGAGUAAAGGUUAUCUAGCACCCGAACUUCUCCAACAGGGUAUAAGUUCCGCGGGAACUGAUAUUUUCGCGUAUGGUGUGGUUUUGCUUGAGUUAUUAUCAGGGAAAAAACCCAUAACGAGGGGAGAUGGGGAAGGAGAAGGGGAUGUUCCGUUGUCGGAGAAAAUCAAAUCCAUUUUACAAUCAGAGAAUGCAGAGGAAUUGAGGGGGUGGAUGGACAGUAUUUUGGGAGAGAGUUAUUCAUUUGAUGAAGCUGUCACUUUGGCAAAUCUUGCUCGAGCUUGUGUUGAAAGUGAUCCGGGUUUGCGACCGACUGCAGGGGAAGUUGUGGAGAAGUUGUCGAAGUUGGUUCAAGAAUUACCAGAAGGAGAUGAAUUCAGCUCAAUCUGUGAAAGCUCUUCUAGACCUCUAGUCAAGUCUGCUUGAAAUUAAGCUUGUGAAAAAAAUACCUACUGCUAGGAAUCCUCAGUCAUGAACCAUUGGUUCUAUUACUUGUGGUAAUUUUGAAGAUUAAUAAUCAUAAUAACUCAGUGUCCGGACCAGAGUGCACCCUUUGAAUGGGUUGUAUUUGUCUCUUGAUUUUUGUUGGAAGGUACGAUUGCGGAUGUGUAAAUAAGAACCUAAAUUGAAUAAACAUUUUAUUGUUGUUCAUUUUGUAAAAACGAAUCUCAUGUGGUACUUAUUGCAAAAAGAGACAUACGGGAGAUAUUUGAUACUUAGGCAAAUGAUAUUUUGGGAGACUCCGCAAGUAGCAUCCUUUUGGCCGGACCAGGAGACCCUGCCAAGCAGGGGUGCUCGGCAGGGGUGCCGAGCGCAUUUCGACUGUCCAAAAGUGUUUUGGACAGCCCGGAUGCAAAGGUACCGAACGGAUUUAAAAAAAAAGAAAAGGAUAAGAAAAAAGAUGUUUCGAUCCAGGCCGUUGAUUUCGAGAUGAACGGCCAGAUUGCCCGCUCAACUCCCGCUCGGUAGGGGUGCCGCUCGGCAGAGUCCCCUUUUGGCCAAAUUGACUCCUUUUCUUUUCAACUUUAAUUUGUUUUGAGUUUUUUUUUUUUCUCUUGAUGAGAUAAAUUCAAAAAGUAUAAUAUAUGAUAAAUAAUUUAAAUAAAAUAAAACUGCUAAUUAUGACUGCUUUUGUUGAGACAAAUCGAGAAGAUAGUAUGAUAAUAGCUUAAAAAUGAGUUUAAACUUACAUUAGAGAGACUGAAACGGAAAAAACACCAACCAUGUAUUAUGUGAUUAUGUGGGUUGAAUCUGCAAUCUAGAAAGUUUCCAUUUGUUAUUUCGAUUUCAAUUUGACUCUAACAUCAUAGUUGGGAAAAAGUUGAAGGACACAAGAAGUUUUUUUUCUUUUGGGACAAAGUACAGGUUAACGCUCUAUCGGUUAAGCCUUUUGCAUAUCACCUCUCUGGCAUUUAAAAAUGAUCAAUUCACCUCCUCGUGGUUUCGGACUAAAGUGUCGAGCUAACACCGUCAACGGCAGAUGUUAAAAUGACCACAACAAUACCCUGUGUCCUUUUCAUGUGCAUUCCUAAGUUACAAUAAUUGAUAUUUUUUUUCCCUUUUUUCCCAUUCUUUAUGACUUUAACUACAUAAGAUUUUAAGUAUUUUUUUUAUCCACCAUAAGAUUUUAAGUUAGAAACUUAUUUAAUUUCUGUUUUAAUUCUUUAAUUUGGAUAUAUUUAGUUAGAAAUUAUUCAUAAAAUUAGAAACCAAAGAAUCUGUUAGGUUACAUUCAUAAUUUUUUGCCUUUUGUUCAUACUCAAUAUAAGAAGCAAGUUUUUUUUUUCAAUAAAGAAAAAAACAUGUUUUUAAUCAUUAAUAUUCUGGAAACAAAUUUAAAAAGAAAAGAGAAAACCAUGAUCGGUAAGGGUUUUAGUUACCCGUUUCAAUUUUCUUCAGGGCCAUCAAUGGUUUGCAAGAGCCAAUUAUUCAACCCGUUUCAACCCGUUUUCUUUUUGACUCAUAUUUAACCCGCCCACAUUUGACUCACGAUCCGUUUCAACCCCUCCAGACCCGCCCAGACCUGUCCGUUUGCCAUCUCUACAAAAUUGUUCCGAUUGUUCCGGAGCCUACGGUGGUGACCCAAGGGGCUACAUCCGUGACUGUGAGACGAAGACUCUGGCAUCGAUUGGUAGCUUCGAACGCGCCUAUCGCGAUGGCGUCGAGGUAGUAAGGACGACGACGCCACCGACGCCGAGAGAGAUGACGACGACUCCUUCGGCCACGGGCAGAUCUAAUUUUCAAUUGCUGAUGGUUGUGAUCCUGCUGAGGGGAGAGCCGCAACAGUGAGGCGUGAAGGAGAUGACAUACUGCUGU
This is a messenger RNA of Rhododendron vialii, 5301 nucleotides long. Its product is annotated as protein LYK2-like. The record is from RefSeq and is a predicted model, not a curated record. NCBI's taxonomy places the organism in Eukaryota, Viridiplantae, Streptophyta, Magnoliopsida, Ericales, Ericaceae. Gene Ontology annotation, molecular function: ATP binding; protein kinase activity. Gene Ontology annotation, biological process: protein phosphorylation. Bases 1387 to 3411 code for a protein of 674 amino acids. The transcript has a single exon.